This is a messenger RNA of Hemiscyllium ocellatum (epaulette shark), 1653 nucleotides long. It is a transcript of the gene rilp, whose product is annotated as Rab interacting lysosomal protein. Gene Ontology annotation, biological process: cilium assembly. The record is from RefSeq and is a predicted model, not a curated record. Lineage: Eukaryota; Metazoa; Chordata; Chondrichthyes; Orectolobiformes; Hemiscylliidae. Gene Ontology annotation, cellular component: cytoplasm; ciliary basal body. Gene Ontology annotation, molecular function: protein dimerization activity. The transcript is spliced from 8 exons. The coding region runs from base 262 to 1485 and encodes 407 amino acids.
AGGUGCAAACAGGAGCGCAGUAUAAAAGUCCGGGAGCUGAGAGACUGUCUGCAGUGGGAAAACAUCUUCCCAGCGACUUCUUCUCAAUGGAGUGCCACCGUGCAGCUUGAUCCUGCCAGUCAAAGGACGUCCUUCUCCAUCCUCCCGGGCCACGUUCCAUCUACGGGCAACAUUCCAUUCCCGGGUCACGUUCCAUUUGCGGGCAACAUUCUAUUCUCGGGCAACGUUCCAUCCCCGGACCAUCAUCGAAUCAGCAGCAUUAUGGACACAGAAGCCUGUCUCCUGUCAUGCCUGGACAAACCCGCCUCUAACCUCGGCGUCAAUGAUGUGUACGAGAUCGCCAAGUUGAUCGGCACUGAGCUGGAGAAGCUAAUCGACAGCCACGGGAAGAAAGUCGUGGAAGGUCUGAUUCCUAAGAUUGUCCGCAUCUUGGAAAUGCUGGAAAGUUUCGUGACAAGGAACGGGAACACCGAGCAGGAGCUGAUCCGAGCUUUCGUGAGAUUGCAAGAUGGAGAGAGAAGCACGGGCCAUUACAAGGAUCUGGAUCAUAAAACAAGCACGUGGCAUAAACCAAUCCAGGAACUACAGAAACAGAUUUCCCAACUGACAGAUGAAAACCAGCGUCUUGUUAACCAGUUGGUUGAGAUUCAGUCUCAGGAAGACAGCCUUUCCAAGAAGGAACGAGAAGUAAUGCUAAAAUUAAAAGAAGUGGUUGAUCAACAACGAGAUGAGAUUCGAGCCAAAGGCCAUGAGAUCUAUUGCAAGAAUGAAGAUGUCGAUGCACUUCAACAGCAGCUGGAUCGCGUUCUGAAGGUAAACGAUGAUUUGCGGCAUAAAAUAAAUGUUGUCCAAACCCAGUUGAGAAAUGUGUUGGAGAAGAAGGCAGAAUUAGAAGUCACAGUGCAGCAAAAGGAGAAAGAAAUAAACCGACUGCAGCACAACCUGACUGAGGUUCAGGCAGAAAAGUCUGGCGAAAAGGUCAUAGAUGUAUCAACAAUCAACAUGGCUGAUAAAAUCAUCAUUGAUGUGAAUGAUCCAAACCGGCCUUAUUUCACAAAACAAGAAAUGCGACAGAUUCUGCAUGAGCGCAAUGAGCUAAAGGCAAACUUGUUCCUGGUGCAAGAAGAACUAGCUUACUAUCAGAGAGAGAUACUCAAUGAUGAGAAGUGUCCGGCAAUUUUCAUGGAAGCAAUCAAGAGUGCAAUUAAAAAGCAGAGGAAAAAAGUGAAGGCCAAAAUGUUGGGAAUACAAGAAAACCUGUGUAGCAGUGACGAGGAUGACCAAGAAGCUCUUGCCCUUCCCUGCUUCACACCAGAUGAAGUGGAUGCCAAGCCGCCAGAGUCAAAAAUCAAAUCCAUGUUUGGAUUUCUUUAUCGCGGUAACAGUGCGAAAACAUCAACUACCACAACCUCAGCUGAAGCUUGGGAAGUCAUUGGCCCCAAGGAAGUGAACUUGCAUGAGGAAUGUUCACAAACCAAAGAAUAAAACUGAGGGGGGAAAACAAUUCUGUACAUAGUCUUUCAAUAUGGCUUGAUUUACUUGCUGCUUUGAAAUAUACAAAAUUUUAGAUUCACUUCCAACUAACAGGAAUUAACUAUUGUAACUCUUACACUAAGACUAAACUAUUUUUAAUAAAGCUUUUAUUUUAAGACA